AUGGAAGCGGAAGGCGAUUCGGAGAAGGCAAUGCAACUCUUCGAAGAGGCGUUGGAUGUCUACAAGGAAACCUCUUCUAUCAGUCCCAAUGCAGCAGCAGUCUACGAGAAUAUUUCUGCUCUCAAAGUUGCACAGGGGUUGCGAGGAGAAGAGGCCAUUGCUGCCAGUGCUUCAGCACUCAAGAUUCGUCGAAGAACGAAGGGCGACGAAGAUGCUGACACGAAGCUACGCAUGACAACGCAUCGAUCUUUGCUGAGGCUUCUCUUGGAGAGUCGGAGCUAA
Messenger RNA from Cylindrotheca closterium, 282 nucleotides. The record is from the annotation of a GenBank genome assembly. NCBI's taxonomy places the organism in Eukaryota, Bacillariophyta, Bacillariophyceae, Bacillariales, Bacillariaceae.